Molecule: messenger RNA, 339 nt
Organism: Lactuca saligna
Lineage: Eukaryota; Viridiplantae; Streptophyta; Magnoliopsida; Asterales; Asteraceae
Source: the annotation of a GenBank genome assembly
AUGACUGUGAGCAGGGCAACUUCUCGUGGAGUAAGGACGCAAUUGGAUGGAGAGGUCAACGAAUUCCUGAAAACUCCAAUGGUUUCCAGCACCAGAAAGAAGGGGACUACAACAUCAACUCAUCAAGAAACUUUGAAAAAGGAGACUACUACUACUACUACUACCACUACCAUACAGAAAGCUUACAACACACGAAGAUCCACAAGGCUGUCUGCAAAGAAAUUUGAAGGGCUAGAAGUGAUAGAGAGGGAAAGAAGUGAACCCAUAAAGCUUGAUUCAUUUUUGGAUGAAUUGAAGGAUUUGGGUACUCAAAGUGAUAAAAAUUCUGAUGAGAUAUAA